AGACACAAGAAAGGUGGCAGGGUCCGCCACAUAUCAACAAAGUAAAGCAGUAUAAAUUGUGCUUGCCUUUAAGUUUGUCUAUUCAGAUAUUUCAGUCAUGAAAACAAAGAGAGUUUGAUUAUUGAGUUUGUUUAGGCAUUAAAAAUCAGCCAAUGAAGAUCUUUCUCUGCUCAUUAAAAUGUGAAGUGGGAGGUUAACACAGGCUAUUGUCACUCAGUCCAUAGGAUUAGUUGUAUUCCAUCACAAGUUGUUCACUUUUCUAAACUCCGUUUCCUGCUUUUAAUACCUGCUUCAGUCACCGUUAACCGGUGUCGUUCUCCGUUCUGCGCAUGUCCUCUGCUGUCCAUAUGCAUGACUGAGAGAGAGAGAGAGAGCGAGAGAGAGAGAGAGAGAGAGAGAGGACCGGGGAUCCAUGGAGCAUAUCACAGCACCAGUGUUUUCCAAGUAUUCUUGUCCACGAUGCACUUUAGGAUUUCAAUAAGAUGCGUGUGUGUUUCCAGAUAAUCAGUUUCUUCGUCGCCGUGAACUUUUACAGCCAGCCGCUUCGAGCUCAGGAUCCCUCCUGUUGCCACCAUGCUGCCGAGUUCUCGCCUUGCAAAGAAGCUUGUGACCAGCUCGCUACUAUAAAGAGUGAGUCUCGUCUGAAGCAUCUCCUCCAGAGGUUACCGGGUUACUGUCCAGAGUCCAUGAAUGAACUGUGGAUGUGCAUCAACUCUACACUUCCAGGAGUGUCCAGGAAGUCAGACGGCUGGGUGGGGCUGGGCUGCUGCGAGCUGGCGAUCUCAGCUGAGUGUCGCAGGGAAUGCAGACAGGCAUCAUCUAAAAAUGACAUAACAAAAGUAUGCAAAAAGGUCACAGAGAACUCCCUCUACAGCUGCAUCACCAAAAAUGAAAUGGGCUCCACAUGCUGCAGCUAUGCAGGUCGUCACACCACCUGCAGAGAGUACUGCCAGGCCAUCUUCAGGACAGACUCAACCCCCACCGUGUCCCAGAUCAAUGCCGUCAAAGAGUACUGUCAGAGUCACAGCGCUCAGCUGCUCAGCUGCGUCAGCAACUUCACCAAGUCCUACCCCAUACGGAGCCCCAUAGACAGUCUGUACUGCUGUGAUCGGGCAGAGGCUACCCACUGCCAGGUGGCUUGCCGGCGAAUCCUUCGCACCAUGAGCACAGAGCAUGAGAUCAUGGAGGGUUUGAUCAGCGAGUGUGGCUCCCAGCCUCUCCCUCAGGAACCUAUGUGGCAGUGCUUUCUGGGCAGCGCCCACCCUCCUCCCCCACCCGAAGAGGAGACCCCCCAUCCUGCAAAGAUGGACUGUGCCAAGCUGCACUGCUGCUCCAAGGCUAACACCUCACAUUGCAGGGACAUGUGUCAGGAGAUUAGCACCAACUGGGGAGGCCAGACAUGGCAGGACUUUGACCAGCUGUGUGAGUACAGCCUAGUGGAAACGGAGCUCAUCAACUGCCUGGCGGAUGUCAGAGAGCCCUGCCAGCUGGGCUGCAAGGAUCUUUCCUACUGCACCAACUUCAACAACAGGCCAACAGAGCUGUUCCGCAGCUGUAAUGUCCAGUCAGACCAGGGCGCCAUGAACGACAUCAAGCUGUGGUCCAAUGGCACAAUCAAGAUGCCCUUCAUGCACAUACCUGUGCUGGACAUCAGGAAGUGCCUGCCAGAUAUGUGGAAGGCUGUGGCCUGCUCCCUGCAGAUCAAACCCUGCCACAGCAAGUCCAGAGGGAGCGUCAUAUGCAAGUCAGAUUGUGUGGACAUCCUGACCCAGUGUGGAGACAGGAAGCGUUUCCAUGAAGGACAAACUGCAGAGAGAAUCUGUAGCCAGCUGUCGCCUAUCGAUGACCCUGAGCGCUGCAUUCCUCUCCACAGAUACCUCUCCCCCAGUCCCCUAGGCCGCAGUGUCGUUGAGGAGGUCAUCCAUCCAUGCAACCCCAACCCCUGCCCCAGCAACCACUUAUGUCAGGUGAACAGGAAAGGCUGCCUUGAUGAACUCAACUGUCAGCCAUACCUCUGCGUGCCAGGCUGUAAACUGGGCGAGGCCUCAGAGUUUCUGGUGCAGCAGGAUGCUCGUAUCCAGGUGCCGACUCGUACCGGUCCUGCUGGGUGCUACGAGGUCUGCAGCUGUGGCCCGAGCGGACGUCUGGAGAACUGCGUGGAGAUGCCCUGCGUGGACACCAACAAGCCCUGCAUUGUAGAAGGACAGAGGAAGAACCAUGGGACAUCUUUUAAGAAGGAUUGUCACACCUGUUCCUGCUUCGCCGGUGACACCAUCUGCUCCUCCAGGGAAUGUCUCAGCUACGACAGCUCUGAUGAGAACCGCCGACACUUUACAGGUCUUCCCUGUAGUUGUCCAGACCGCUUCGUACCAGUAUGUGCCUCGAAUGGGCGGACCUAUCCCAGCGCCUGUGUUGCUCGCUGUAUGGGAUUCAAGGACCAUCAGUUUGUCUAUGGCUUGUGCCGUCUCAGUAACCCUUGCACCAACAAACCCUGCCAGAGAAACCAGAGGUGCAUCCCAAAGUAUCGUGUGUGCCUGAGUGACUCGUCAGACUGCCCACAGUACGAGUGUGUUGGCCGGCCGGCAGCCUGUGAUAAGAACAGUGUGGAGCCAGCCUGCGAUACAGACGGACUGGUCCACCCCAGUCUGUGCCAGCUGCAGCAGGCUGGGAAAACCCUGGCCUACAUGGGCCACUGCCAGGAUGCCUGUAGGAAGCCUCAGCAGGUUUGUGGUCAUAAUGGUGAGACUUACAACACAGUGUGUGAUGCCUUCUCUGACCGUGUGGCCGUGGACUACGAGGGCCCCUGCCAUGCUGUGGGGGCCGUGUCUGAUGUGGCCUCUGACACUGCAUGCAGUGUGAUUCCCUGUCCACCUUUGUCCACCGCAGGCUGCUGGCCUGUCACCCCACCUGGAGCCUGUUGUCCGAUAUGUGCCAGCAUGCUGCAGAUCCUGUGGAAUAAAGAGCAGAUGAAUGCAUUCUCUAAGUUGAAUAAGAACCAGCCGGUGACGGUUCACGACGUCCUACAGAUCCUGAGGCUUCAUGUCUCAGUGCCACAGUGCGAUGUCUUUGGCUACCUGAGCAUCGACCAUGAGCUGGUGGUCCUCAUCGCUCCAGUGGACCAGCAGCCAACACCACUGCAGAUCGAGGCCUGCAGUAAGGAGGCAGAGAAGAUCGACUCCCUCAUCAACUACGCCAGCCCCACACUGGUCUCCCAUGUCCCCCUCUCUGCCUUCCUCAACUCUGAGAUCAAGACCUCCUCCAUCCACUCGUCUGGAGGCUCUCCGCCCUCGCCUCUGCCCCCCGGCCUGUGCUUUCUCCUGGGCCUCCUCAUCACCGCAGCCCCUGUCUUCAGCCACCUCUAAGUGUUAAUUGACCCUAACCAGCCUCCCCCACCAACUCUUAAGUGUUCCAAAGUUCCCCCCUCUUCCUGGGAUGACAGGGGUGUCAUGAGGUGAGUGUGUUGGGGCAGUCGUGGAGCAGCAAGAAGCAGCAGCAACGUCUUUUGACAAUCAUUACCAUUGACUCACCUGCGUGUCAAACAAUCAAGCGGUGGAAAAGCUUCUAAUGUGGAAAGCUUUUGUGUGAACAGUGUAAUCAGUGGACGAGUUCCAGAUUUGUGCUAAAAGCGUGUGUGUGUGUGUGUGUGUGUGUGUGUGUGUGUGUGUGUCUGUGACCUUUAAGAAGCUUUUGACUUCAUACCAGCAGUGCUUAUCCAUCAGUCCCUUCAGCAAGCUCUCCUCCGGAAGCUGUUAAAUGGGAAUAUAAAAUUCAUGACUCACUCCGUCUGAGGUUUUGUGUGUGUGGUUGUGUUUAUGUGUGUGUGUGUCCGAUUGGAUGCUGGAGACAGACAAGGACAAAACAUCCCAGUCUGGCAGCACAUCUGUCCGACAAAUUACCCAAGAUUCCCUCUGUCAUACAGAUACACUUUGACGCAUUCUCACACACAAAGACAGAUGUCUCUAAAUCUAGACUUCUCCGGAGUCUGAUCAGCAUUUAGGUAAUACUUAUCAAGUCUCUAUAAUGAGACUAUACUGUCACAGUGCAUCAUGUACAUACAUGUGAGGUGUAUAUGGACCUAGUGUUUGAACCUCUAACCUCAGCAGUAUUAGUGCCAUGCUCAUGGACUGAGCCAGCUCAGAUGAAACUAAUCCAGCCUCCAAAGUCGGUUGUAACUACUGACCAAAGUGUCCAAAAGUCAGUCAAAAAGAUUAGCAUUAAGGGAGUCCAGGUUCUGUUGUGUUUCCGACAGCAGUGUAGUGGAGCAGAUCAGAGGUGAAAAGAUGAUUAAAGAUCUAAAACCAUCUUUGAUAACAGUUAUUACAUUAAGAUUUUCUCCUUAACAACCCUGGUAACACUUUAUCUGAUGUGGUGUUCAUAAAGCUUCAUAGUAUGUAAGAACAUUCCAAGCUCAUAAACAACUAGAAGAACGAAAAGGAGAUGAUAUGCUGGUGCCAACAUGACACAACCAAGACCACCAGGAUUCCAAACAAGAUUCAUAUUGAAGCAGUUGUUGAUCACUUGUGGAGAUUACACAAAAGAGCAUUUUAAAGGUGUAGGUCACCUCAAAACGAAAAUUAAGUCAUUGGCUCACCCUCAUGCACAUGGAAAGUUGGGUGAAGUUGUCCACAAAACAUUUCUGGAGCUUCACAGCAAAACAGACGUGCAGAUUUGGAAAGAUGUUAUUAACACCCCAAAUGAGCAACUGAGCUUGUGGCCUCACAUUUGAAGGGGGGUUCUCAAGUCUUAAUGAGACUUGGAUUAAGCCUCACAAGCAUUUUAACGAGUGACACUAAAUAUUUUUACAGAACCUUCGAAAAACUGUUUUGGCCACAGGUAUUUUAAUCCAAAGAGGAGAUUUCCCUGACCCUAACCAAGUGCUUUUCGUGCCUGAACAUAACCAGAAUAUUGGCAUAGUUUUGUCACACGAUAACAUUUUUCAGAUUUAUCACACGCUCAUGCAGCUGCCAGUCAGGACUGUAAUCAAAACUCUGCCCAGUGGUACACUGAACAGUGCUUCAAAAGCUGACGGUCAUGUGCCGAGAGCACCGAUGUGCUCCAGUGUGUUGUCUGGAAAUCAAAUCCAGCUGACAAAGGAAAAUGUGCAUUUGGUUGAUUGUGCCUGGAGAAGAUUGUUGUUCAGAUGCUUGAAUCCCAGAGCAUGUAGUCUUCUUUAAUGCCACAAGAGAAUUAGUCUCUGCCUGCAGCUUCAUAACACAGAACAUUUUUUAAGACAGAAAUAAAGGUGUUCACUCAGCUGGAUCACCCAUCUCUACGUUCACAGCUCUGCAAGUUAUUUUUAUCACGUACUCAAGUGAAGUGAAACGAACCGCUUUGUAGAAGAGAGGAAACCAUUUGAAGUAAACUUACUGUGUGUUUUGGAAAGCAGUUGUCAGGAAUUUUAAUGAGCCUAUGUAUUAUUUUUAGUCAAAGGGGUAACAUUGCAACAGUAGACGGCUGUUGUCAAGAACUUACAAGAGAAAAAAAGAGGUCGGGAAUCGAUGCAGCAGACACCAAAUCAUACUGACAGCUUUUGGUGUCAUAUCCCAUAAUGCAACUUGAUAGACUUUUACUAAAUCUGAAUAGCCGAUAACACCAGCAUCUUUGCCUCAUCCAUGCACCUCCAAGCCCAUAACCCUGAUGACAACAGCAAGAUGUCAUGUGGGUUCUUUACCGUUCCCACAGUACUCUCGCUGACUAGUACACUGACUAUAAGAAUCAGUGAAGUUUCUGUUCAGUGGGCCAAAAUAUGUCAAAUCAUUGUACUUCUUCUUACUUGUUGAUAUAUCAACUAUCUUUGCACCACUUCUAAUAAAGUGUUACCAAGAUGUUCUCCAAAACAGGUGAAGGGUCACGCUGAUGUGAAACAGCAGACAAGCCUGGAUCAGUGCUCCCUUUGUGUGAGGCCAGUAGCUCUGAAAGCAUUAAAAGGGAUGCUUCAUGUCUGUACAGAUGAACUAGAAGCCAUUUUUAUUACUAAAGGACAAUCAACUGGUCACUACCCACAAUCCAUUCUGGGUAAAGAAGGUUACCACAGUAUGCCUUGCAUAUAGUGUCUUACAUGAAGUAAUAAUGAAAAUGCAAUAACUUUAUAUUUGUUAAGAAUUGUCUCUAUAUUUGAUAUGUAUCUGAUGAUGGAUUCAGAAAGUGUUCACCUAUGUGCCAUGUUUUUUAAACCAAUAGCUGUUAUUCUCUAUUGCAUGAUGACAAUUAUGAAGUGUUUUUACUCCAGAAUGUAUUAUAGUGUGUCUUGUUCUGUCUCUGUGUGUUUGCCUACCUGCCUGUAUAGCACAAUGUGUCCCCGUCUCUAACAGUAUUACUGUGCUAGGCAGCUCUGUAGCAGGGAACCAUCACCACGGCUCCUCCAUCUAUUAUCAUUAUUAUCAUUAUUAUUAUUAAUAUGAAUAUGGUUAUUGUUACGUUUGUGUCCUCCGUUACUGGUUACUUUUCAAGAUUUGUGUUUCUUCAGUGAAUUAUUUUGUUUGCAUAUCACAUUAGCAAAAACUAAAGAAGAAAGAGUUCAAAGGUACAGAUUGAGUCUGAAAUGUUAUUUCAACAUUUUGAAAAGUAUGAGAUGAGAGGAUAUGGAAGAGGAUUUAGACCACGUUAAAAAAAUACUGGAGUCCUGAGGGAAAAGUAAGAGUUCUGAAUUCAAAGUCAGAAAUAUAAGGGAAAAAGUAUGAAUACUGAGAAAACAAACCAGACAUCUGACUUCAAACAAAGAAUUCUGACUUUUAUGUCACAACUAAAAUGUUCACAUGUGGCCCUAUCCUCUUCCAAAGGCUCGACUUCUAUCAAUGGGUUUGUGCUCAGUGCAGAGCUGGAAUCGAGACAUUGUUGGCUUAGCCUCAACACUGGAAGCAGGGGUAAACGGCUAGCCUGACCCUGUCGGAUGGGUGUUUCAUGUUGGUUUCAAAACUGGCUCUAAAGGUUUUGGUGUUUUUCAUGGCCACUGUUGGUUCUCCUACACGUGGAAGGGAAGGGUGAGCUGUACUCAGCCAGUUGCCAUCUGCAAUAUUAUCGCUAAAUGCUACUAACUCUUACAUACUGAGCGUAUUAGUAGUAGUUACAGUGUGACAUGCGAUCUCUAUUGAUAGGUUUCUAAUGUACAUAUCUAGUGAACAAGACAUGUUACAUAAUGUUAACAUGACUUUUUUUAAAAAAAUUUUAUUACAAAGACCUGACCACCAAACUCUGUAUAUGCUGGGUGUUACAUGAAGUGUAACUGGACUGUGGCAGUUUCAUUGAGGGGUUGAGCAUUCAGUCGAUCUGUUGCAGUUGUUGUAGGUGAAUUUUAUAUCUUUGGACAGAGCCAGGAUGAAUGUUUCCACUUCCAGCCUUUAUGCUAAACUAAUCUGCACCCCGAUUCCAGCUCCCUAUGUAACACACAGACUGAUCUUCUCAUCUCACCCCCAGGAAGGAAGCUAAUCAACACAUUUCCCAAAAUGUUAUUACAUUAUGACUUUUUGUGUGUUUUAGAAUUAAGUUGGCAGCCCUCUGGAGCCUGAGAGGAACAGUAUUUUUAGCAGGAAGACUGUAUUUCCUGUCUUGCAAUAUGAUGUAAAAGCAGUGUUAGGGAGUGUCGUUGAACAAUCAGCUGUUCUGAGCAGAUAAACCCCUCGGGCAGGCUGGAGGAGUCAGUCCUAUCAGCUGAGAUGUUGUCAGUCAUACUGUGGGUUUCAGUUACAUUAUUUGUUGCUUUGGUUUGAUUUGAUUACCAAAUUGUCUCUGUUUGUAAGAGUCAUGGAGUGUUGUUUUUUUUUUUUUUUAUUUUAUUUUCACUGUGUUUGACUCUUUAUAAGUGCCAUGAAUUAAAACAAAGGAUUGGAAGAAAGUCAACAGGAUGCAUAUAAAAAAAGAAAAAGUAAUACCAGGACCAAAAAUGUGUUGUUGUGUUUUUUUUGUUUUUUUGUUUUUUAUGUGUUCUAGCUCAGCAUUCACACCUGAAUAUAAAUACCACAAACAUGAAGCGCUACUGGAAACCUAAAGAAGGGAUACUGCCUUCGAAUCAGAAUCAUUGUCUGAUCUGACAACAGUUCAGCAAUUGUAUCAGUAACUAGCGUAUUUGCAGACUGACAUAAAGGCUGGACAGGAACUGUAAGACCGGCUUUAAAAUAUAAGGUGAGACAUCCAUCUUUCAUCAAUCUAGACACGAACACAACCUCCUCAGAUUCUGUCGGCACAUCAGGUGUAAAUCCGGUCUGUGCUGCACAGUGAUUAAAGUUAUGUGUCAGAGUGAGAUAACAAGGAUCAUACAGGGGUUGUGAACACAAACAUAUUGUG
Acanthopagrus latus (yellowfin seabream) is the source of this 8280-nucleotide messenger RNA. RefSeq names its product reversion-inducing-cysteine-rich protein with kazal motifs (gene reck). Gene Ontology annotation, biological process: sprouting angiogenesis; extracellular matrix organization; blood vessel maturation. The transcript is spliced from 21 exons. Gene Ontology annotation, cellular component: plasma membrane. Gene Ontology annotation, molecular function: protein binding; metalloendopeptidase inhibitor activity. Bases 483 to 3362 code for a protein of 959 amino acids. NCBI's taxonomy places the organism in Eukaryota, Metazoa, Chordata, Actinopteri, Spariformes, Sparidae. The record is from RefSeq and is a predicted model, not a curated record.